AUGUCCAGAACGAGCGAGCUGCUGAGCAGACUUGCGGACCUAUGGAUUGUAGGAAAAUGCAAAUGUUUUAUGCAGAGAUCUAAGUCUACUUCUCAUAUCGACUGCUUUCAACUCGAGCCAUGGGUCGUUGAAGAGUUGAAUGCUUGUGCUAGGCUUGCGAGCUCAAAGUUUGUGGUCGAUACACCUUCUGUAGCUGAGUCCGUCAUUUAUACCGAAAGCCUUGAUAGCCUUCAGCCAGAAUUUGCCACGGCGACU
This is a messenger RNA of Cylicostephanus goldi, 255 nucleotides long. The record is from the annotation of a GenBank genome assembly. NCBI's taxonomy places the organism in Eukaryota, Metazoa, Nematoda, Chromadorea, Rhabditida, Strongylidae.